Carlito syrichta (Philippine tarsier) is the source of this 796-nucleotide messenger RNA. It is a transcript of the gene SMIM18, whose product is annotated as small integral membrane protein 18. The transcript is spliced from 4 exons. The record is from RefSeq and is a predicted model, not a curated record. NCBI's taxonomy places the organism in Eukaryota, Metazoa, Chordata, Mammalia, Primates, Tarsiidae. The coding region runs from base 160 to 447 and encodes 95 amino acids.
GACGAUACCAUCGCUUCAACAGCAUCCUCUCAGACAAGAGCCACUAUUUCCUGAUUCAGAUCACCUGUUACUGAAGUUUAAAGAAGUGAAAAUAAGAGAGAGGAAUUCACCAAACCAAAAAGAUCCAAAAAAGCAAUACAAGAAGUGGAAUCUCUAAAAAUGGCUUCCAGUCACUGGAACGAAACCACUACCUCUGUUUAUCAGUACCUUGGUUUCCAAGUUCAAAAAAUUUACCCUUUCCAUGAUAACUGGAAUACCGCCUGCUUUGUCAUCCUGCUUUUAUUUAUAUUUACAGUGGUAUCAUUAGUGGUACUGGCUUUUCUUUAUGAAGUGCUUGACUGCUGUUGCUGUGUAAAAAACAAAACUGUGAAGGACUUGAAAAGUGAACCCAACCCUCUUAGAAGUAUGAUGGACAACAUCAGAAAACGUGAAACUGAAGUGGUCUAGCACUCUACAGAAGACAAGGAAAAUCUCUGACAACAGCUCAACCUCUUCCGAGAAAAAAGAAAAUCUUCUGAAGCCAACCACUAUUAUGAAACGGAUUUAGACUUUGAAUGGUUAAAAGAUUUCUAAUAGAUGGGAAAAACAAGUUAAUUAUGCACUGUUUGUGUGUGUAUCCCUUUCAUUAAAUAUACAGUAAAACUUCAUAAAUGUGAAUUUACCAAUCUAUUUGACACUUCAAAAACAAGAUAAACAAUUCCUAGAAUUCCAUAUUGAGCAGCAAAAGGUAAGCUGGAAAACACAAGCAAAGCUAAUGAUGCUAGAAUAAUUUUAUGUCUAAACAAUUCAUGUAGAC